GAUACAGCCACAAUCCCUCAGUCCCUCAGUCCAAUCGAAAGAAGAACCCAGGAACCCAGCAACCCAGGAACCCAGCAACCCAGCACAUCAUGGCUUCACGUAACUUGGCAUUCAUUUUGCUGCUGCUGCGCUGCCUGGCCGGCGAUAGCUUCGCCCUGGAGCUCGACGAUGACGCCUCGCCGCGCAUUGUGGGCGGCACGCGGGCCGUGGCGGGGCAGUUUCCCCACCAAAUCUCGCUGCGGCGCAACAAUCGCUUCACCUGCGGCGGCUCCAUACUGUCGGCCAGCUACGUCCUGACAGCCGCCCACUGUGUCAAGUCGGGCCGCAAUGUCACUCCAGCCUCACAGCUGAGCAUUCGGGCGGGCACCUUGCGGCUCUCCGGCGGUGGAGUGCGCGUGAACGUGGCCCAGGUGGCUGUGCAUCCGCGGUACGGCGGCUCCGGCCACGAUGUGGCCGUGCUGCGCCUGGCCUCCGCUCUGCAGUUCAGCUCCGAUAUAAGGGCCAUCGCGCUGGCCGGCAGUGAUCCGCCCAACAACGCCCUGGUGGACAUCUCCGGCUGGGGGGCCAUCUUCCAGAACGGGCCCGUCUCCGAUGAGCUGCUCUACGUGCAUGUGCGCAGCCUCGCCCGCGACACCUGCCAGCAGACGUACUUCAGGCGGCUGCCCGAGACGACCAUGUGCCUGCUGCACGAGGCCCAGAAGGGCGCCUGCCACGGCGACUCUGGCGGCCCUGCCACCUACGACGGCCAACUGGUGGGCGUCGCCAGCUUUGUGAUGGGCGGCUGCGGCAGAGCAGCGCCCGACGGCUACGAGCGCAUCUCCGUGCUGGGCCCAUGGAUACGCCAGACAGCCAAACUGUAGAUGGCCGAUGGGAUCAUCUGCCCCUUCGGCUUCUCUCGCCAAUUGUAACCGUUUUUUUGGGAACAGUAAAGAGCGCCAACGAGCAUUAUA
Messenger RNA from Drosophila obscura, 950 nucleotides. RefSeq names its product serine protease SP24D. Gene Ontology annotation, molecular function: serine-type endopeptidase activity. The transcript is spliced from 2 exons. Gene Ontology annotation, biological process: proteolysis. The record is from RefSeq and is a predicted model, not a curated record. The coding region runs from base 90 to 860 and encodes 256 amino acids. Lineage: Eukaryota; Metazoa; Arthropoda; Insecta; Diptera; Drosophilidae.